Octodon degus (degu) is the source of this 1302-nucleotide messenger RNA. It is a transcript of the gene Usp50, whose product is annotated as ubiquitin specific peptidase 50. NCBI's taxonomy places the organism in Eukaryota, Metazoa, Chordata, Mammalia, Rodentia, Octodontidae. Gene Ontology annotation, biological process: protein K63-linked deubiquitination; Ras protein signal transduction; protein K48-linked deubiquitination. The record is from RefSeq and is a predicted model, not a curated record. The transcript has 7 exons. Gene Ontology annotation, molecular function: cysteine-type deubiquitinase activity. Gene Ontology annotation, cellular component: postsynaptic density; extrinsic component of endosome membrane; extrinsic component of plasma membrane. Bases 129 to 1250 code for a protein of 373 amino acids.
AGUCCUGUGGCUGCAGCUGCCGCAGCGGGCGGGAGGCACGCCUCUGCCGCGGAACGAGCCACUGGGCUGGAGAUGAGGCUGCCCUGCACCAGGCCUCCGCAGCAGAGCUGAGACCCGCCUCGUGCGCCAUGACGCCCCGCCGGGGCCGCCCUGCCAACGCCCGCACUGCGGGCCUCUACUUCACGCUCCCAGAGUGCUCGGACAUCUCGGACCCGCUUCCCCGCGAGGCCUCCGUGCGGCCGCAGCACCCUCCGGGCGUGGCUGGACUGCGCAACCUGGGCAACACGUGCUACAUGAAUGCGGUCCUGCAGUGCCUGGCCAGCGUGCCGCCACUGGCGCAGUACUUCCGGUCGGGACAGUACGUCACCGCGCUGCGCAAGGAUUGCAGGGAGGUGGCUACGGCCUUCGCCUACUUGCUGACAGACCUGUGGCUGGGCGACCCCGACUGCGUGUCCCCUGAGCAGUUCUGGGCCGCGCUGGGCCGCCUGCACCCCGCCUUCACGAGGAGGACGCAGCAGGACGCGCAGGAGUUCCUCCUGUACGUGCUCAACGCGCUGCACGAGGCGUUGAGGAAGUACCAUCGAAGGUCAUGUGAGAAAAGAUCUACCCAAAAAUGCUGCAGGAAGGUGACUUCCAGUGAGACAUCCAUCAUCACCCAGCUCUUUGAAGGACAGCUCAACUACAGCAUUAUGUGUUUGAAGUGUGAGAAUUGCACCUUCAAGAACGAAGUCUUCACUGUUCUCUCCCUGCCUAUCCCGUCCGAAUAUGAGUGCACACUUCAGGACUGUCUGCAGUGCUUUUGCCAGCGAGAUACGCUGACCUGGAGCAACCAGAUCCAUUGUUCCUUUUGUGAAACCAAGCAGGAAACAGCUGUGAGGGCCGGCAUUUCCAAAGCACCAAAAAUAAUUAUUUUUCACUUAAAAAGGUUUGACAUCCAGGGCCAGGUGAAAAGGAAGCUGAGAACCGACAUUCACUACCCGCUUGCCAACCUGGACCUCACGCCUUACGUCAGCCCCGUCUUCCGGAAGCACCCCAGCUACAGCCUCUGCGCGGUGGUGAAUCACUUUGGUGACCUGGACAGUGGCCACUACACUGCUUUCUGUAAGAACUCGGAGACCCAGGCCUGGUACAGCUUUGACGACACUCGGGUCAGUGAGAUUCCAGCUACUUCGGUUCAGACCACCACGGCCUACCUCCUGUUCUACAGCUGCCAGCCCUUCUCUAACCCUACACUAAAGUGCAAGUGUUAGGCAGAGGCUGUUUUCCUGCGAACUGCACAGCAAGGGGCCCGGGAGCCCCAGU